Molecule: messenger RNA, 1372 nt
Organism: Suricata suricatta (meerkat)
Lineage: Eukaryota; Metazoa; Chordata; Mammalia; Carnivora; Herpestidae
Cellular component (GO): membrane
Source: RefSeq, a predicted model, not a curated record
GUAGGAACUCUGCCCAGCGCUCACCCAUACUGUAACGUCCAAGGGAGCCCUGGGAGCACCAGGACCUGAUCGGAAUGGGUGUUCCUGCUCCGGCGCCGGGGUGGCAUAGAAGACCGCACCCGGACCGCCCGUAAAUGGUCUCCAGAGCCCCCUUCCCGGCUGGCUGGCAGCACGGACACGUGGGAUUGCAGGGAUUGUGAGUUCCUAGGCUAGGCAGUGGCAUCAGGACCCAGGUGGCAGCGAGGGUGGCUGGAGGGCUCGGUCUGUCCGUGGGCAGUGAGAGCUGGGUGCGCGCAAGGGAUAGGCAGCCAGUGGCCGUGGGGCACGACACUGGUUCCCAGGGUACAGCCUGGCCGCCGCCGCCAUGCAGACUCGGAACAGCAGGGCCAGCCUGACAAAGUCAGGCUCGGGGACCACUAAGAAUGCCCCAAACACCAGAGCACCCUCAGGGGACUUGCAACAACAGCAGCCCACAGGACACCCAGGGCAAUCUGCAGCUGGGGUGCACGCCUCCCGCUCGGGGCCUCCAGCACCCAAUGCACUGCAGCCUGCAGUCUCCCAGACACCCCUGGGAAAGCAACUGCAGAUGACCCAGAGCGCAGGGGGCAAGGCCGCCAUCCAGAAGCAUGCUGACCAACGGGCCAAAGUCCUGCUCAAAUUCAGGGACAGCUUCAAGCAUGUUUUCUUGUUGCCCACGGAAGUGUUGAAGAUCCUGCGGCUGGGUCUAAUCAUAGGAGCAUUAGCUUGUUUCACCACUGCUAAAGCCCACGACCCGCAUAUAGCCAUCACAGUUCUGGAAAUCUGCAUCGUUCUUUUUUUUAUUACAACAUAUCUGCUAACCCUUCACCACCUGCUGAUUUGUUUAGAUUGGUCCUUACUUGAUCUUAUCAACAGUUUCAUUACAGCUGGGUUCCUCUUAAUAUUCAUCUCGGUGAUGCAAGAAAUGCAAAGAAGGCACUUAUUCUAUGUUGGAGGGUUCCUGUGUCUCACAGCGGCAAUCGUGUGUAUCUUCGAUGGGAUUAUGGUCACCAAAUUGAUGAGAGAUACAGUGAAAAGAGUCCUGGGAAUCGAACUUGAAACCUACGUCUUCCGGCCCCUGGGGCCCACCGCACAGGCACCCGCAACAGAACUUGCGCCAGCGCCAGCAGCCAAGCCGGGCCGCCAAACCAGCCCAGUCCGCACCUCCCCCCGGGCAUUUUCGCGGUGCCCACGGGGUCAUCUUCAUGGAUAUUCUCAGCGCCACCCUUGACCGAGGCUGCACCUUUCAAAGGGGCAUCCUUGCGGACAUAAGCAUCCGUACCUCAUCCCUCCGAGUAAUCCCACCACUGAGCUUGCAUAUGCUGUCACCCAUUCCGGCCCACAUGCGAUCAUA